Melozone crissalis (California towhee) is the source of this 405-nucleotide messenger RNA. RefSeq names its product C-type lectin domain family 2 member D11-like. The record is from RefSeq and is a predicted model, not a curated record. Bases 1 to 396 code for a protein of 131 amino acids. Lineage: Eukaryota; Metazoa; Chordata; Aves; Passeriformes; Passerellidae. The transcript is spliced from 3 exons.
AUGGGAGGGGCGGCGGGCGGAGCGCUCCGUUUCAUUCCGCAGCGGUGGCGGCGCCCGGAGCCCGGCGAGGCGGCGGCGGCGGAGCCCGGAGGCGGCUCCAGACCAGCAGCACCACAGCUUCCAGUCACACCUGCGACUCCGCUGUUGGUUCUGGGCUGUCCCCAUGGUUGGGUGGGCUACAAUGGGGUCUGCUACUACUUCUCACGGGAUUUCAGCACGUGGGAGCAGGGUCAGGAACGGUGCUCCGAGCUCAAUGCCUCCCUGGCCAUUGCCAAGGAUGAGGAGGCCAUGGAUCUGCUCUCCCGCCUCUGUGGGAAUUUCGGUUACUGGCUCGGGCUGCGCAGACGGGGCGAGCGCCUGCACUGGGGGGACGGCAGCAGCUACAGCUCCCGGUGAGUGCCGGGG